Messenger RNA from Hylaeus anthracinus, 2738 nucleotides. RefSeq lists its product as uncharacterized. Bases 626 to 1030 code for a protein of 134 amino acids. The record is from RefSeq and is a predicted model, not a curated record. The transcript is spliced from 2 exons. Lineage: Eukaryota; Metazoa; Arthropoda; Insecta; Hymenoptera; Colletidae.
GUUUAUCGAGUAGUGUGAUUGGAUGCUUUAACGACACAAUAGUCAUUUUGUUUUCGUUUUUUCUUUCUUGCGUUUGUUUAUCUUAAUUUUUAUAGAUCAAUGUUACUUUUAAACGUUUGACCGUUCGAGUGCCACGGGCCUUUCUUAUUUCCCGAUCGAAAAUUGCCAAGCGGCGCGAUAGGGCUUGUCAUAUUCCGUGUCGAAAAACGCCGAGCGGCGCGAUUCGCUGCUGUGAUUAUGGGCUUCGCAGCCCAGAGCGCUGGCGUGGAACUCAAACGGUUAAUAUACCGAAUUAAACAAAUGCGUUCAUCAGAUUUAAUUUUGGUUUUCAAUUGAAUAUGGAUUUAUUCUAUACACCGGUUCCUUUAAUGUCUUGAAAAAGAAAAGACAAAACAGACGUUGUGGAUGGUAAAUAUCGAGUAGCAUAUUAAUCGAAGGAAAGAGUAAAAGAUAUAUGUAUAUUAAAUUAGUAUCUUAUGUAGGAUAAAAAUUGCAUAAAUUGUUAAUUUAUAUACAUGAUCCUAGAGGAAACAAAAAGGGAGAAAAUAAGAAUCAGGACGGGGAUAAAAGCUUUAUGAUUUGAAGAGAAGAUUAGGAAUGCAGUCGGCAGGGAGCUGUUAAAGGAAUGCCCGAAGGAAAAGGAGACAGCGGCGGAGGAGACAAGAAAUAUCAAAGAAAGGAUGAAUUACUUGAGAAGAAACGGAUACAGUCAAGCGGGAGUCGAGGAGUUAAGAGAAGGACAGAGGGAUGUAAUGAAAGAGCACUACGGCCAGAGUAUUUAAAUAAAACAGGAAAGACAGAUAAUCAAAAACUCGUAGCUAGGAUAAGGUGUGGUAAUUUAGAAGAGGGAAACAGAUAUUGGGUGAAAGAGGAGGACAGGAAGUGCGGUUUGUGCAAAUUGGAAAAAGAGACGCUGAAACACCUCAUAGAGGACUGGCAAGAGUUAGAAAGAGGAGAAUUAAAAGAGGAAACGUUGGUAGAGGGGAGGGCGGAUGAGAGGGUAUAUAGCAGAGUGGGCGAGGAAGAUUAAGAAGAAGAGGAAGGAGAGGAGCGGGCAGUAAAAAAUGUAAAAUAAGAAGAGACCAAAGAUAAUGUUAAGGAUAGUUUAAGGACUCGAUGUAUGUAGAUCAAGUGUUAUUAAUUUUAAGAUUAGUUUGUAAGAUAUUGAGUAUGGUGAUAUGAGCGAGGGUGUAUAUGGUUUAGUGGAUUGUAAUCCAAGUCCAUUUCGUGGCUUAAAAGCUGGAAUAAAAACUUUAUCUAUCUAUCUAUCUAUCUAUCUAUCUGUUGAUUUAUAUACAUUCCUAUUAUAAAAAGUUAUCCGAUGAGGGCUCAGAAUAUUGUUUUUUAAUAACAAAGUAUACUUGUCAGUACAGUUUUGGUAAUUGUAACUGUAAUCAUUUGUGUACAUGUACAUUACGAGUAAUUAUGAAGUAUAUUUCAUUAAAAAUAAAAGAAUUCUGAUAUAUAUUCCACAACAUUUGUGUUCGAUUAAAAAAACAAAACCCUAAAGUCCCCUUGUGGUUAAUAAACACGUUGUACAGGUGCAUAUCAUUUGUCGUGGUGUGAUAUUUCAACGUAAUGUACCCAUUUAUUACUUCCUGAUGAAUUAUUUACAUUAUUGCAUGUACGAAGACUAUCCCAAAAGUGGUUUAUGAUUCUAAUUAAUCUCUUAACCUCUUAUACUCCUCUGACGCACCCUACAUACAUAACAAGUUUUAUUCAGGAUAAUGCAGACUUCAUUUGCGAAAUGAACAUGUAAGAAUAAAAUUAUGAGCACUUGUACAUUUUUAUAGGAAGAAGAGCACUUUUACUUUUCAGAAAUGGAACAACAAAGUGGGCUUUAAGGAAAUUCUUCGAGUGCAAAGGAUUAAAGUUUAGAAACAUGGUUAAUUUGAACAAACAGAUAAGACUUUUGAUAAAUUGUAAGCUCCGGGGUACUUAAUAAAUUCUUAAUUCGUUCGGUUGAACAAUACUUAUACAUUCUUUUACAGAAAUAAACACUACACACAUAUUCGUAAUUUGUAAUCGUAAUCGGUCGUAAUCGUAAUCGUAACCGUAACCGUAACUGUAAUCGCUAUUGUUCUUUUUGGCCAGAGAGCGAUACUAAAUGCGCGCACUGAUUACGCUCGCAGCGCGAAAAUUUGAGUAAUUGUCUUACAAAAUCUAGUUACAUUAUGUACAAAAUAAAUGUUAACCUCCAUGAAUACAUACUAAUGUACAAAGUUCUCUUCUAAGUAAGUUGUAACGUUAAUUGAGUAUUAAAGCCCUAUGAUUUAAUAACAGCUUGGCAUCUAAACGAAAUUAAAUCGACAAAGUUCGUGCAGGUCAUUGUCCCUUGGGACCACUACCUCGUGAUUUGUUGGAGUAAUUUAUUUUUAUUAUCAAAUAACCGUGGGCUGUCGUUUUAUCCAAUCUCGUACAUGUUCUAUACCAUGGGAUUUACAUCGAGCAAUUUUUCAGAACAUUGAUUUCCUCGUUGCAUAAAAUUUCAGAGACCAACUGGUUUUUAUGCUUCUAGACAUUAUCACGAUGGAUUCGCUUCAAAGGAUCGAGUAGCAGCGUCUGAAUUUUCAAAAUGUCUUUAUACGUAUGCCAAUCCAUUAUUCAAUUCAGAUAAGAGAUGGUAACAAAACUGAAAGAUUGAACAGAGGAAUAUACUCUCGUGCAUUCACUAUGCACAUUGAAUAAAACGAUGUAAUCAAUUUCUUGACAGUGCUCAUACUCUACUUGAAUUAAUU